Molecule: messenger RNA, 1488 nt
Organism: Polyodon spathula (Mississippi paddlefish)
Lineage: Eukaryota; Metazoa; Chordata; Actinopteri; Acipenseriformes; Polyodontidae
Product: receptor activity-modifying protein 1-like
Exons: 3
Coding region: 383-835 (150 amino acids)
Biological process (GO): protein localization to plasma membrane; intracellular protein transport; cellular response to hormone stimulus
Cellular component (GO): membrane; signaling receptor complex; cell surface
Molecular function (GO): coreceptor activity
Source: RefSeq, a predicted model, not a curated record
GGCAGUGAGCGCUGAACUGAGCUGCUCUGUCCAAAGCGACAAGUCUGCAGCCUCUAUGCAAGAGUGCAAGGGCACUUUCAAGUGAGCACAGCAGCUGCGGCAGUACAUCACAGGAGAGACAUUUCUCAGAGAACAGGAGGAAGGUCUUUUGUUCCAAGUUCUUCACAGCUCUGGUCUCAUGAAAAAAAACAAAAAAAACAAUAUAUAUCGUAUAUUUAUUUAUUUAAAAGUUUUCUGCAAGGUGACGUUAUGACGGCUUUGCAUUUCUUUCGGUUUCCGGAACUCAUGGAAUUGACAGCCCACUCUUGCUUUGGAUUCGAUAUUUGACCUGCAACUUUUAAAAGCAAUCCAAUACUCAAAUCAAAACCCAGUAAACGCGAUCAUGGCAUUGGGCAGUGCGCCGGUCACACCCCGGCAGGUGCUUGUUUGGGUUGUAAUAGCUCAUCAUUUCAUUUCUGUCACUGCUUGUGACGAAGCCUUCUACAGCCACGCCAUAGAGGAGUACUGUCUGAGCAAGUUUAAAUUUGAUAUGGACGCUCUUGGGCAGCGCUACUGGUGCGAAUGGGAGGACACAGUUGGGUCCUACGGUGAGCUCACCAACUGCACGUUUCUGAUAGCUGAGAAGCUGGAGUGCUACUGGCCCAACCGGCUGGUGGAUGAGUUCUUCAUCAGCAUCCACAAGCUCUACUUCAGAAACUGCUCACUGUCCGGCCGCUCCCUCAGCGAUCCCCCCAACAGCGUCCUGGGUCCUUUCAUCGUGGUGCCCGUUCUGGUCACGCUGCUCGUGACCGCACUGGUGGUGUGGCGCAGCAAACACAGCGAAGGGAUCAUAUAAGCACCCAACCCCCCCCUCCCAGCCCACCCAUUGACCCAUCGACUUCAGAACUACCAGAACAGACACUAGAUUCAACAGCUUGACAAGUGUGAGCCACAGAAGACACCUCCAGCUAGGGAGGAGGGAAGUGUGGGCAACCAUUUCUUAACCAAAUGGUGCCCACUCAACCCUACCACCAGCAGCAGCAGACACAUUGACAGUGCCAUGCUAGAUUUGGGUGCAAAGGUUGCAAAGACUGAAAAAAAAAGAAUUAUGGAUUGAUGUGUUUUUUUUUUUUUUUAAUACAAACUUGUAUGAUGAUAUUAUAGGAACACCAGAGCUCUGCAGCAGCCCACUGUGGACCUAAUUAUGACGACAAGCCUUUCUGUACCAGGAGGUGGUGGCCCGUAUUGUUACAUGGAUAAUAAACUCAGCAGCUGGGUGUUUGAAUGAGUGACUAACGAGGACAAUAUUCAGGGUCCUAGCAACUGCGGCUGAUGAACACAGCAAACAGCGGACUACCUGGUCGGGUUCUGUUUUAAAGGACAAGCUGCAGUGAGGUGCUGCCUGAGUCUCCAUAAAUGCUGGAUAAAUAUAACAAAAAACUGAACUGUAAUCAGAAUUUCUAAAUUAAAAUAUUUGAAAAUUCACUUCAGUUAUUUCUGCUAUGCCAA